This is a messenger RNA of Tachyglossus aculeatus (Australian echidna), 2394 nucleotides long. It is a transcript of the gene FAM111A, whose product is annotated as FAM111 trypsin like peptidase A. NCBI's taxonomy places the organism in Eukaryota, Metazoa, Chordata, Mammalia, Monotremata, Tachyglossidae. The transcript is spliced from 2 exons. Bases 153 to 2012 code for a protein of 619 amino acids. The record is from RefSeq and is a predicted model, not a curated record.
GCUUCUGGACUAAAGUUGAAGGCAACAGGUGCUACCCAGAAUCUCUUUGCCUGUGCGUUCCACCCGGAGAAGGUGUUCUUGCACUAAACUCUCUGAAAUCGGCCUUUUAUCAAGCUGACAAUCCACCCCGAAACCAUCACGAGCCCCAGGAAAUGAUGACGACGAUGGUGAAGGAGACGGAAUCCAAGGAAAUAUCUCACCAAGAAACGAAGACACCAAAAGUGGAAGAAUUCUGUCAGGUGAUUGCCAAGAAGGAGAGCAAUGCCAACAGUCAAUGCCAAAUUUUUCAUGAGCUGGGCAACCCCGAGAUCCAGGAAGCCUGUACAUCUGAAAAAAAUCUCCAAGAGCAAAGUGUCGCCAGGAAGCGAAGAUUUACCGUUAGCUUGAAACUCAGUUCUAAGAAGUCGAGCCUGAGGAUGCAUGAAGUGGAAGGUGACAUGGAGGAGACCAUCUAUUCUGUCCUAAAGGGCCUCAAGGCAGCCAAGGUGGAGAUAGAGAAGCGGUCGGGCAGGGAUAUCCUUGUGCGUGGGGUGACUGGGAUCAAAGGCUAUGUUAAUUUGGGCAUGCCCCUCAAAUGCCUGCCUAAAAAGUCUCACUUGGAAGUGACAUUUCUCCAAUGGAAAGGGAGUCAGGAAGAGGAUGGCCAGAGCUACCGCCUAUAUGAUACCCCAGCCACCGAAUGUAUCCUAUUUCAUAUUCACACCAUUGGGCGGAAGCAGCGGAAGAUUGUUUACCGACAAGAACUUCACCAAGAAGGGGGCCAACUGUGCGUUUAUGCCUUGAAAGGAGAGAGCAUCAGAGAUGCCCUGUGCAAAGACGGCCGAUUUCAUUCCCAUCUGAAGGAGAGACAAUGGAAGUUAGUAGAGAACGGCGAGUUAGUUGUGGAAAACACGCUUAGUGUCGACCAAUUAAAGGACAGGCAUUUUGAGGUUGAGCUGGAAAGGGCCAGAGGUGUCAGGGCAUCAAAUCCUCCAGAAAACCGCGAGGGAAGAAGGCUGCACAGGUUGGAAAAGGCCGUCUUGGAACUCUAUCCCAAUCUAGAGAAUGAAAGUAAGGAAAUCGAUGCGCACUUUGAGCAGGAGCUGAAGGAAGAAGGAAGGAAGGCCAAAGAGCAGUUUAAUUUGCAUAAGAAGAACUUCGACAAAGUGAUCCAGGACUCCACCGAAGUCAGAGUUCAUAAGCUUCUUGCUAAGUUUAGUUCUUCCGUGGGGUACAUCUCCUGGAAUAACAAUGGAGUCAGGGGCUCUGGCACCUGCUUCGUCUUAAGGGACAGGUUCAUCCUCACCUGUCGGCAUGUUGUCGAUAGUAUCGUGGGCCCCGGGGUCGAGAAGGAUCAGUGGGCAGAGAUAAUCAGCGAGUGCACAGAGGUGACCUUCACUUUCGAAGGGUCCCGCAUGAACAAAGAGGAUCUGCUCGGGGUUGAACCUUGGUUUGAAGUCUCCAGCGUAGACCUUGAUUAUGCCGUCCUGCAACUGAAGGACAGUGAGAGGACCUUUCCUCCCGGCCUGCUUGACCAGAUUUCUGCCCUACCAUUUAAUGGUUUGAUUUAUAUCAUCGGUCACCCAGAAGGGAAUAUCAAGUCAACUGACAGGUGUACCAUCGUCCCUAAGAAUCAGCGGGAGAGGGAGAUACACAAACGGGUCAGCGCCAACGUAGGCCACAACUUCGAGAACUGCUCUGAUGUCAUUGGCCAAGCCAAUUGCCUCCACACCUUCAGCCCGAGAAGUUUUAACGAGGAUGUGGUUCACAAUUCUGACCAAUGCACCUACGACACGACCUUCUUCGGGGGUUCUUCGGGCUCACCGGUGUUCGAUGCCAAAGGAAAUCUGGUUGCCAUGCACGCGGCCGGCUACCUGUACACCUUCCGCAGGCAGGUCCACAGCAUCAUCGAGAUUGGCUAUUCUAUGAACUCCAUCAUCUUGGAUAUCAAGGAGAAGCACCACAGCUGGUUUUACUCUGAAGUUUUAAGAUCUCAGGAUGUAGAAAUGCCGAGCGACAAUGAAUCGGAAUAAGAUACCGGCGUCUGGCCAACCUCUUAAGAGAUUUGGGAAGCUUUGAAUUGUUCCUCUUCAAUGCUUCAAUGCCAACUAGGAGACUCAUCCGAGGAUCAUAUCUCCCCCUCGUUCAGAGGUUCGAUCGAUCUGAUUCUCUCCGGAUGCUGUUUUUGAUUUUCUCCGGAUGCUGUUAACUGUGGAUUCUGUGUUAUAGAGACACACUCUCUCUCUCUCUGUCUCUCUGUCUCUCUGUCUCUCUCUCUCUCUCCCCCUCUCGUUUUCUUUUGAUCCUGGUUAAAGCACCAGGCUAAGCAUUGGAAUAGCAAUAAGAUGACCAGAUGGGACACAGUCCCAGACCCCUGCUGGGCUUACAGUCUAAGACGAGGGGAGAGCCGGUGUC